AUGUUCGUUGUUGGGAUCGAGUUACCAAAGAUUGAAGUGAGGUUUAGAGAUCUUUUCGUCGAAGCAGAGUGUGAGGUAGUUUAUGGAAAACCGAUCCCAACUCUUUGGAAUGCAACUGCAAGCAGAUUAUCUGGGUUCAUGUGUUCAAAGCAAGAAAAGAAGAUAAGCAUCUUGAAAGGCGUCAGUGGCAUCAUAAGGCCUAAAAGAAUGACUUUGUUGCUUGGUCCUCCUGGUUGUGGUAAAACCACUCUGCUACUCGCACUAUCGGGAAGACUCGACUCAUCUUUAAAGACUAGAGGAGAAGUAAGCUACAACGGUCACUUAUUAUCAGAGUUUGUUCCUGAGAAGACAUCGAGUUAUGUAAGUCAAAAUUAUCUGCACAUUCCAGAGCUCAGUGUCAGAGAGACACUAGAUUUUUCGGGAUGUUUUCAAGGUGCAGGAAGUCGUUUAGAAAUGAUGAAAGAGAUAAGUAGAAGGGAGAAACUGAAAGGAACAGUUCCAGAUCCUGAUAUAGAUGCAUACAUGAAGGCAGCUUCGAUUGAAGGUUCAAAAACUAAUAUUCAAACCGACUAUAUCCUAAAGAUCCUAGGACUCAAUACCUGUGCAGAUACACGCGUUGGAGAUGCUUCAAGACCAGGAAUAUCCGGUGGCCAAAAGAGAAGAUUAACUACAGGUCCACGAUAUUGCAUAUGUAGAUUCUUUGAGGAUUGUGGAUUUAAAUGUCCAAAUAGGAAAUCUGUUGCUGAGUUCUUGCAGGAGGUUAUCUCAAGAAAAGAUCAAGAACAGUAUUGGUGUCACACAGACAAACCAUACUGUUAUGUCUCCAUUGAUUCAUUUAUAGAGAGAUUUAAAAAUUCUGAUAUUGGGUUACAACUACAAGAAAAAGUCUCCAAGAGCUAUGAAAAGUCUCAGAGUCAAAAAGAUGCACUAUGCUUUAAAAAGUACUCACUUAGUAACUGGGAGAUGCUAAAAGAUUGCUCAAGGAGAGAGUUUCUUCUCAUGAAACGAAACUCUUUCGUUUACGUAUUCAAAUCUGGACUCUUAAUUUUCAUGGGUUUCAUUGCAAUGACUGUUUAUCUAAGGACUGGUUCUACAAGAGAUGCUCUUCAUGCUAAUUACCUUAUGGGUUCUCUGUUCUUUUCACUCUUUAAACUUCUUGCUGAUGGACUUCCAGAACUUACACUAACAAUCUCGAGGAUUGCGGUUUUCUGCAAGCAAAAAGAGUUAUACUUUUAUCCUGCUUGGACUUAUGCAUUGCCUUCAGCUAUCUUAAAGAUACCGAUUUCAUUUCUUGAAUCUUUCCUCUGGACGUUGCUGACAUAUUAUGUCAUUGGUUACAGUCCUGAGAUUGGCAGGUUCAUUCGCCAGUUCUUGAUCUUCUUUGCUUUACACCUUUCAUGUAUAUCAAUGUUCCGUGCUAUAGCUGCCACUUUUCGAGAUUUUGUUGUUGCCACAACCAUGGGAACCAUCUCUGUAGUGGUUCUCGCACUGUUCGGAGGAUUCAUUGUUCGAAAACCCUCCAUGCCUGCUUGGCUUGAGUGGGGAUUCUGGUUAUCUCCAUUGUCAUAUGCUGAGAUUGGUCUAACCACAAAUGAGUUUUUCGCUCCACGGUGGAGAAAGACAACAUCUGAAAACAGAACUUUGGGGGGACAAGUUCUAGAUGCUCGCGGUCUGAACUUUGGUAACCAAUCUUACUGGACUGCAUUUGGCGCUUUAAUUGGCUUCACACUCUUCUUCAAUACUGUUUUUGCAUUGGCCUUGACAUUUCUAAAGACUUCACAGAGGUCUCGUAUGGUUGUUUCUCAUGAGAAGAACACUCAAAGUUCAGGAAAAUAUCAUAAAACAGGUUCUAAAAUUGCUUCCCAGUCCAAAAAUGCAUUGCCUUUCAAGCCCUUAACUUUCACAUUUCAAGACGUGCGAUAUUUCAUCGAGACACCUCAGGGAAAGAAGCUGCAGCUUCUCUCUGGCGUUACAGGAGCAUUCAAGCCCGGUGUUCUCACUGCUCUAAUGGGUGUGAGUGGCGCUGGGAAAACGACUCUGCUUGAUGUUCUUUCCGGGAGGAAAACUCGCGGUGACAUUGAAGGACAGAUCCAAGUAGGCGGUUACCUUAAGGUUCAAGAAACAUUUGCACGUGUUUCAGGUUACUGCGAACAGUUUGACAUUCAUUCUCCUAAUCUAACUGUCGAAGAGUCCUUGAAAUACUCUGCUUGGCUUCGGCUGCCUUCUAACAUCAAUUCAGAAACAAAGCGUGCAAUAGUCAAGGAAGUUCUUGAGACCAUAGAGCUCGAGGAGAUUAAAGUUUCCAUAGUGGGACUUCCUGGAGUUAGUGGUUUAACUACAGAACAGCGCAAGAGACUGACAAUAGCUGUUGAGCUUGUUUCGAAUCCCUCAAUCAUAUUUAUGGAUGAACCAACCACAGGACUAGACGCAAGAGCUGCUGCAAUUGUAAUGAGAGCUGUGAAGAACAUCGCCGAGACUGGAAGAACCGUUGUCUGCACGAUUCACCAGCCGGGAAUAGAUAUCUUCGAGGCAUUUGAUGAGCUGAUCCUGAUGAAAAAUGGAGGGAAAAUUAUCUAUUAUGGACCUCUUGGACAACAUUCAAGCACAGUCAUUGAAUACUUUAUGAGCAUUCCUGGAGUUCCGAAAAUGAAAGAGAACUCUAAUCCAGCCACUUGGCUACUAGACAUUACUUCAAAAUCAUCUGAAGACAAACUUGGUGUUGAUUUGGCACAAACGUACAACGAAUCGGCUUUGUUUAAGGAGAACAAAUUGGUUAUUGAGGAAAUGAGCUCUGCAUCUUUGGGAUCAGAAGGAUUAAUCUCCUCUUCGCGGUAUGCUCAAACCGGGUGGGAACAAUUCAAAGCAUGCCUCUGGAAACAACAUCUCUCUUAUUGGAGAAACCCUUCAUACAAUCUCACUCGCAUCAUCUUCAUGAGUCUUACCUCUGUUCUCUGUGGCAUUGUCUUCUGGCAAAAAGCUAAGGAAAUAAACAAUCAGCAAGAUCUAUUCAACAUAUUUGGCUCAAUGUUCACUGUGGUUCUCUUCUCUGGUAUAAACAAUUGCUCAACAGUGUUAUUCUGCGUUGCGACCGAACGAAAUGUCUUCUACCGCGAAAGAUUUGCUCGAAUGUACACCUCGUGGGCGUAUUCCCUUGCUCAGGUGUUGGUUGAAAUUCCAUAUUCAUUAUUCCAAUCUAUUGUAUGUGUGACAAUCGUAUAUCCUAUGGUUGGCUUUCACUGGUCGUUCUACAAAGUGUUUUGGAGCUUCUACUCAGUCUUCUGCUCGUUGCUCAUUUUCAACUAUUUCGGUAUGCUAUUAGUCGUCGUGACCCCAAACAUUCACGUUGCUUUUACUCUCCGUUCCUCUUUUUACUCAAUCGUCAAUCUCUUUGCUGGUUAUGUCAUGCCAAAACCUAACAUUCCGAAAUGGUGGAUUUGGAUGUAUUACUUGAGUCCGACGUCAUGGGUUUUGAAUGGAUUGCUCACAUCGCAGUAUGGAGAUAUGGAGAAAGAGAUAAUAGCAUUUGGAGAGAAGAAGAAAGUUUCAGCUUUCUUGGAAGACUAUUUUGGUUACAAAUAUGACUCAUUAGCUCUUGUAGCUCUCGUUCUCAUUGCUUUCCCCAUUCUCUUAGCAUCUCUUUUCGCAUUCUUUAUUGGCAAACUCAAUUUCCAAAAGAAGUGA
This is a messenger RNA of Thlaspi arvense, 3681 nucleotides long. Lineage: Eukaryota; Viridiplantae; Streptophyta; Magnoliopsida; Brassicales; Brassicaceae. The record is from the annotation of a GenBank genome assembly.